Messenger RNA from Lucilia cuprina (Australian sheep blowfly), 613 nucleotides. RefSeq names its product lectin subunit alpha-like. The coding region runs from base 39 to 446 and encodes 135 amino acids. The transcript is spliced from 3 exons. The record is from RefSeq and is a predicted model, not a curated record. NCBI's taxonomy places the organism in Eukaryota, Metazoa, Arthropoda, Insecta, Diptera, Calliphoridae.
AUUUAAAAUAAAUAUUCACUUCAUACUGCACAAUCAACAUGAAAAUACUGUUUAUUAUAUUAUUCCUGUUGACUUUACAAAAUCGGGUAUUUCCCAUAACACCAGAAAAAUUAUUUAUUUCGGAAAGAAAUAAAACCUUUUAUAUUGAACAUGAACAUAAGUAUGACUGGUUUGAAUCUUUAGCAAAAUGUGCUCGCAUGGACAUGUAUCUGACGGCCUUUGAUUCCAAAGUUAAAUGGGAUGAUGUACUUUCGAUGAUACAAAAACAUUUUAAUAAAAAUCUUGUUUUAUGGACAAGCGGUUAUGCAGUUGGUGAUAAACGUCAAUUUAUGUGGAUGACAACGGGUGAAGAAUUUACAUUUACUAAUUGGACCACUGGAAAUCCAGAUUUUAGUGAGGAGAAGGAAUAUUGUGUACAAAUUGGUAAUGGUCCAUAUUUGGAAUGAAACGAUAAUACGUGUACUAAAAAAUUUGGUUUUAUUUGCGAGUUUAAAGAGCAGCAAAGCAAGAAUCACAGUAAUGAUAAAACAUCUAAAUAUUAUAGUUUUUAUUUUAAUUGAUAUUAGAAAGUUUUCAAUAAACUUUAUUAAAUAAAAAAAUACAUAAAUAUGUA